Molecule: messenger RNA, 834 nt
Organism: Colletotrichum gloeosporioides
Lineage: Eukaryota; Fungi; Ascomycota; Sordariomycetes; Glomerellales; Glomerellaceae
Product: Respiratory burst oxidase-like protein A
Exons: 1
Coding region: 1-834 (277 amino acids)
Biological process (GO): defense response; superoxide anion generation
Cellular component (GO): NADPH oxidase complex; plasma membrane
Molecular function (GO): superoxide-generating NAD(P)H oxidase activity
Source: RefSeq, a predicted model, not a curated record
AUGAAAUACAAAGCUGGCCAGUGGCUGUUUCUUAAUUGCCCUGAAGUCAGCCCCUACCAGUGGCACCCCUUCACGAUCACAUCUUGUCCCUUUGACCUAUAUAUCAGCGUCCACGUGCGGCAAGUCGGAGACUUCACCCAGGCGCUAGGUAAUGCCGUCGGCGCAGGACCCCAACAAGCCAAGAUGUAUGAAGAACUUGAUCCGAACGGCAUAUACGAAGUCGCUAUCGAACAAGACCAGAAGUUGCCGUGCCUUCGAAUCGACGGACUAUACGGAGCGCCAGCGGAGGAUAUCACUAAGCAUCAAGUUGCUGUAAUCAUCGGGGCAGGUAUCGGCGUUACUCCAUGGGCGGCGAACUUGGAGCAGAUUUGGAACAUGCGUCGAACAAAAAGUGACUGUCGUCUACGGCGACUGGAAUUUGUCUGGUUGUGUCGGGAUAUUUCCUCGUCGGAGUGGUUUCGUCAGCUCCUUUUGUCACUUGAGGCGCAGGACAUCGGCGGCUCAUUCCUUAACAUCCACAUCUAUCUCACCCAGCAAAUGGACAGUGACGCUGCGGCCAACAUUAUGCUCAACACUGCGGGGAGGGGAGAAGAUGCUAUCACGAAACUAAGGAGUGGAACUCAAUUCGGUCGUCCGGACUUCGGAAAGAUUUUUGUCUCGAUGCGAGAGCAGAUCUCGAACGGCACCUAUGCUCCAGGGCUUGAGGUUGAGACGAGAACUACGGUUGGGGUAUACUUUUGCGGGCCGGGCGGGCUUGCUAGGAGUAUCCGGACGACGUGCAAAGAAGCGUCUGAUGCAUUCGUACUGUACAAAUUUUGGAAGGAGCACUUUUAG